CAGCGCAGCUCGGGCCGCGGGCGGGCGGGCGGCGCGCGAACAUGGCGACGGUGCCCGUGUACUGCGUCUGCCGGCUGCCCUACGACGUUACCCGCUUCAUGAUCGAGUGCGACGCCUGCAAGGACUGGUUCCACGGCAGCUGUGUUGGUGUGGAAGAGGAAGAAGCCCCAGACAUCGACAUAUACCACUGCCCGAACUGCGAGAAAACCCACGGGAAGUCCACCUUGAAGAAGAAGCGGACCUGGCACAAGCACAGCCCAGGGCAGACUCCUGACGUCAAGCCGGUGCAGAACGGCAGCCAGCUCUUCAUCAAGGAGCUGAGGAGCAGGACCUUUCCCAGCGCAGAGGACGUAGUGGCCCGAGUACCAGGCAGCCAGCUCACACUGGGCUACAUGGAGGAGCAUGGCUUCACAGAGCCCAUUCUUGUCCCCAAGAAAGAUGGACUGGGCCUGGCCGUGCCAGCCCCCACCUUCUACGUCAGCGAUGUUGAGAACUACGUGGGCCCAGAGCGAAGCGUGGAUGUGACAGAUGUCACCAAGCAGAAGGACUGCAAGAUGAAGCUGAAGGAGUUUGUUGACUAUUACUAUAGCACCAACCGCAAGCGGGUCCUGAACCUCACCAACCUCGAGUUCUCCGACACCAGAAUGUCCAGCUUUGUGGAACCUCCUGACAUUGUGAAGAAACUGUCCUGGGUAGAAAACUACUGGCCAGAUGACGCACUGCUGGCCAAGCCCAAGGUGACCAAGUACUGCCUAAUCUGUGUGAAGGACAGCUACACAGACUUCCACAUCGACUCGGGGGGUGCCUCCGCCUGGUACCAUGUGCUCAAGGGGGAGAAGAUCUUCUAUCUCAUCAAGCCGGCGUCGGCCAACAUCUCCCUGUAUGAGCGCUGGCAGUCUGCCUCCAACCACAGCGAGAUGUUCUUUGCUGACCAGGUGGACAGGUGCUAUAAGUGCACCCUCAAACAGGGCCAGACACUCUUCAUCCCCUCAGGCUGGAUUUAUGCCACACUCACACCAGUAGACUGCCUGGCCUUCGCGGGACACUUCCUGCACAGCCUGAGCGUGGAGAUGCAGAUGAGAGCAUAUGAAGUGGAAAGAAGGUUGAAACUAGGCAGCCUGACUCAAUUUCCCAACUUCGAAACUGCCUGUUGGUACAUGGGGAAGCACUUGCUGGAGGCCUUCAAAGGUUCUCACAAAUCUGGAAAGCAGCUGCCACCUCACUUAGUCCAGGGAGCUAAAAUCCUCAAUGGUGCUUUCAGAUCAUGGACAAAAAAGCAGGCUUUGGCAGAGCAUGAGGAUGAGCUUCCAGAGCACUUCAAACCCUCGCAGCUCAUCAAAGACCUGGCCAAAGAGAUCCGGCUCAGUGAGAAUGCCUCCAAGGCUGUGCGACCUGAAGUGACGGCGGCUGUUUCCUCGGAUGAGGUCUGUUUUGGGGACCGAGAGAAGGAGGAGCCCCCGUCUCCCAUUGAGGCCAGCCCUCCUCGGUCUUUCCUGGAGAAAGUGUCCAAAAAAAAGACUCCAAAAACAGUGAAGAUGCCCAAACCGUCCAAAGUCCCCAAGCCCCCGAAGCCCCCAAAACCCCCAAAGCCCCCCAAAUCACUGAAGCUCAAGGACGGGGGCAAGAAGAAAGGGAAGAAGAACAGGGGGUCAGCCUCUCCCACUAUCCCCAACCUGGACCUGCUGGAGGCCCACACCAAGGAGGCGUUGACCAAGAUCGAGCCGCCCAAGAAGGGCAAGGCCACUAAGAGUGUCCUCAGUGCUCCCAACAAGGAGGUGGUCAGUCCCCAGAAUGAUGUGGAGAGGCUGGAAAUCCGAGAGCAAACUAAGAGCAAGUCAGAGGCGAAGUGGAAGUAUAAGAACAGUAAACCAGACUCCCUGCUGAAGAUGGAGGAGGAGCAGAAGCUGGAGAAAUCUCCUCUGUCGGGGAACAAGGACUCCAAAUUCUCUUUUUCCUUCUCCAACAAGAAACUCCUGGGCUCCAAGGCUCUCAAGCCGCAGCCAAGCCCAGGGGUGUUUGGGCCCUUGCAGAACUCCAAGGAAGACAAGCCCCGGCCUGUGCGGGACGAGUAUGAGUACGUGUCAGACGACGGGGAGCUUAAGAUCGAUGAGUUUCCCAUCAGGAGGAAGAAGAAUGCCCCCAAGAGGGACUUGUCCUUCCUGCUGGACAAGAAGGAACUGCUGCCCACACCUGCCACCAAGCCAAAGCUGGACUCGGCGCUCUACAAGCAGAGCGACGACUCUUCUGACGAGGGCUCACUGCACAUCGACACGGACACCAAGCCCAGCCGCAACGCCAAAGUGAAGAAGGACGGCGGGAGCUCCGCCGCGGGAAUCCUGGACCUGCUGCAGGCCAGCGAGGAGGUGGGCGCGCUGGAGUAUAACCCCAACAGCCAGCCCCCGGCCUCCCCCAGCACACAGGAAGCCAUUCAGGGAAUGCUGUCUAUGGCCAACCUGCAGGCCUCAGACUCCUGCCUGCAGACCUCGUGGGGCGCUGGCCAGGCCAAGGGCAGCUCACUGGUAGCCCACAGCGCCCGGAAGAAUGGGGGUGGUGGCAAGAGCGCGGGCAAGCGGCUGCUGAAGAGGACCGCCAGGAACAGCGUGGGCCUGGACGACUACGAGGAGGAGCAGGACCACCUGGAUGCCUGCUUCAAGGACUCGGACUACGUGUACCCCUCCCUGGAGUCAGACGAGGACAGCCCCGUCUUCAAGUCCCGGUCCAAGAAGAGGAAAGGCUCGGAUGAUGCCCCCUACAGCCCAACAGCGAGGGUGGGUCCAUCGGUGCCCAGGCAGGACCGGCCGGUGCGCGAGGGCACCAGAGUAGCCUCCAUCGAGACCGGGCUGGCGGCCGCGGCAGCCAAGCUGUCCCAGCAGGAGGAGCAGAAAAGCAGGAAGAAAAAGAAUGCCAAAAGGAAGCUGGUUCCCAACACUGUCUCCCCCUCAGCCUCUGCCAGCACCACCCCAGCCGGCACCACCUCUGCCGGCACCACCCCAGCCGGUACCACCUCGUCCUCUACCACCCCGGCCUCCACCACCCCAGCCUCUACCAGCACGGCCAGCAGCCAGGCCUCCCAGGAGGGCAGCUCGCCGGAGCCCCCACCGGAGUCACACAGCAGCAGCCUAGCCGACCACGAGUACACAGCGGCCGGCGCCUUCGCCGGGGCCCAGGGCGGCCGCACCUCCCAACCCAUGGCCCCCGGGGUCUUCCUCACACAGAGACGGCCCUCUGCGUCGUCCCCCAACAACACCGCUGCCAAAGGAAAACGUACAAAAAAGGGCAUGGCCACCGCCAAGCAGAGGCUUGGGAAAAUUUUGAAAAUUCAUCGCAACGGAAAACUGCUCCUUUAAAGUCUGGAAAGCCAGGAUCCUUCUGCUCCGCUCAGGACCCCCGGAGCCCCGCUAAAACAUCAGCCCCCAGGAGGGUGGCCUCGCGGCCUCGCUGCCUCGCCCCAGGGAGGGCCUGGCCUCCUCCCGGCCACCCCUACACGAGCAUCUGUUGCUUCAGCUGGCAGAGCUCGCCCACACGGACGUCCUUUCUCAAGUUGCUUAGAGUGACCAGUUCCCAAAAAGCGGCCCUGCCCUUUUGAGGACCAGUCCAGUUCCAGGCCCGCCCCCAGGCGCCCCUGAGCGUGGCUGUGAUUGCAGGGCUUCCGCAGCUCUCCUGGAGCAGGAGCCUUCGAGGAAGGUGUGAGCCAGAGCUCACCAGGCCCAGAGUCAGAGCUGGCCACAGGCUGGUAGCCUCCAGAGGCUUAAAAAAAGGCAAAGAACACUAGAGAGGAAGAGGAGGAGAAAGCAGGGUGUUGGUGAGCCCCCUUCUCUUCCCGAGUGAUUCUCAGACAAGUCCAGAGAGUAUUCGGCCCGGCCAGAGAGGGGCCCCGCGCUCCCUGGCUGGCGGUGGCGGGCCGGGUGGCCGUGUCGUGCCCUGAAUGCCCUAGGCAUUUUGGGGGCGGGCAGCAGGGUCAGUGUGUUAGUGGUUGGGGGGACUCUCGUAGGGUCCCUGGGAAGGGCUCGGGCCCAGCCAUGAUGUGGGGCCCCGGGGGCCCAGGCUAAGCCACAUGGGUGGGUCCCUUCCAGCCCAACAGCCGCACUCCCGAGAGGCACUGCUCAGAGAGGCACCUGCCCUGGACCUGGCGGGGCCCCCUGCUGAGGACACAGGCCGGGCCCUCUGCUCACCUGUGGCGCUUGGCGUCGAGUGCUAGCAGGUCCUGGACCGUGUGUCCGCCCAUCUACACAGAGGGCUGGGUUUGUUUCUCAGGCAAUCCUGUAUUUUAAUUUUAGAUGUAUUUCCUGAAGCAUAUUUUUCAUAGAAUGUAGCGUGUAAAUAGCUUUUUAAAUAACUUCUUUUUUAUAAGAGUAAGAGUAUCUUUAGGAAUUUCUUUCUAUAGAGUCCUUCAUUAACAUUUAUACGAGUUUUUUGCCGAGUAUGAUGAACAGUUGGGUUUCUGAUGCUUUUCCUUUUCCUUCUUUCUUUUUAUUAUUAUGAUUAUUAUUAUUAUUAUUUGUUCUUUUAGGAACUAAGGUAUUGCCUGAAAAACAAGUAAUGUCUGUGCAGCCUUAUGUCUGUCUUUACAGAAGCAAACAGUAAAAUCGAUCUCUUUCAGACACGUUUUGAAGACAAAUCUUCAACUUGAAUACCAGCUAUUGUUUCCUUCCUGUAUGACGAGGGUGGGGGAUACAGUUAUUUUAUUAGCACCUUGUGAAGUGUUUCUGUGUUUUGUGAUGCUGUAAUUUAUUAAUGUUUGUAGCUUUUUAUAUUUGUACAUUUCUUAUGAGCUUUGUUUAUAUACCCAUCCCUGGGUGUUCUGUCCACAAGGGGACGCAGCUUUGCGUAGCCUUACCUACCCACCCGUCCUGUGGGGGGGUCGCAGCCCCUGGCCCGAGGCUGAGGGGCAAGCCUCCCAGCUGGAUGACCCUGACCCGGUGUCUGGAAGGUUCCUUUCCCUGUCCUUGAACAUUUAUACAAUCUAACCCGGGCAUCAAGCUGUGCUCUCUCUCUCUCUCUCUUUUAUUUUUUUAAUUUUAUUAUUAUUAUUUUGGCAACAUGUACAUUUCUAACAAAGUUUAUCGUGGCUAUUAAAGUGUUUUAUUUCCAAUUCAUAUUACUCUUGUAUCGAGUCCAUGAGGUCUAAGGUGACUUAGAUCAAAGUUUUAAAAGAGUAAAAAUAUUUCAGGUU
Molecule: messenger RNA, 5173 nt
Organism: Condylura cristata (star-nosed mole)
Lineage: Eukaryota; Metazoa; Chordata; Mammalia; Eulipotyphla; Talpidae
Gene: PHF2
Product: PHD finger protein 2
Exons: 22
Coding region: 42-3347 (1101 amino acids)
Biological process (GO): protein demethylation; regulation of transcription by RNA polymerase II
Molecular function (GO): transcription coregulator activity; histone demethylase activity
Source: RefSeq, a predicted model, not a curated record